Macadamia integrifolia is the source of this 474-nucleotide messenger RNA. RefSeq names its product (S)-ureidoglycine aminohydrolase-like. The transcript is spliced from 3 exons. The annotation marks the transcript as partial. NCBI's taxonomy places the organism in Eukaryota, Viridiplantae, Streptophyta, Magnoliopsida, Proteales, Proteaceae. The record is from RefSeq and is a predicted model, not a curated record. Gene Ontology annotation, molecular function: ureidoglycine aminohydrolase activity.
CGCUGUCCACUUAAUAGUGAGUUCCACCCAGAUUAUCGUUUAUAUAUAAAGAAAAAGAAAAAAAAAAAUCACACAGAUUCCCAACGCACCGAUUUAAACGGAAGAAAGUGAAUCUGGUUUCAGUUUCCAAUUAACUGCUUCAUCUCCAGAAGGGCCAAGGUUCACAGAAAAAACAGAGGACGAAGAGCUUAAACAUAGCAUAAUGCAUAAAUCCUUGAUCGUUUCAAUCUAUGUUCUUUACGCUCUCUUCCUUCCAUUAGGCAUGCUAAAAUGUGUUCUUGGCGAAGAAGGGUUCUGUUCUGCCCCACCUGCAUACGCUGAUUCAAGCUCGCAACCUCUCUAUUGGAAAGUUACCAAUCCUACACUUUCCCCCGAACACCUUCAAGACUUACCGGGUUUUACUCGUAGCGUGUAUAAGAGUGAUCAUGCUGUUAUUACUCCUGAAAGUCAUGUCUUCAGCCCCCUACCUGACUG